Molecule: messenger RNA, 2424 nt
Organism: Colletotrichum godetiae
Lineage: Eukaryota; Fungi; Ascomycota; Sordariomycetes; Glomerellales; Glomerellaceae
Exons: 14
Coding region: 97-2241 (714 amino acids)
Source: RefSeq, a predicted model, not a curated record
GUUUCAGUUUCAACCAAUUGCGACUUCUUCUCAUAUUCUUCUAGUCUCAAUAAAACGAGUUGAAUCCCCUCAAUCAAGGUUUCUUCUGAUUACAUCAUGGGAGACGCACAGGAGGCCCAGGCAGCAGGCGUACUCAAGUCAAUGAAGCUUGCUUCAGAGACGGUACGCUCUGCUAUAGCAACCGCCAUUCCCGUUGCUAGCAAUCAAGUUCUGACGGUUUCCCUUCCCGGAACGGUAAUCGACUGGAAGGAGUAUUACUACAAUGCAGAAAAGUUAAUCAAGCCCCCUCUAGAUAUCCAAGUCAAGGAGGCACGGCUGGUAGAUGGCAUGAUACCUCUGUCGAAGUUCACAGCCGGAAAAACAGGCAAAAGCGUGGCCCGCAGCUACUUGGCCACGCUCGACUUGCUGAUUCCCGUCGAAGCGUCUGUCUCCGGCGUCAUAGGGAACGAGACUGGUGAUGUUGCCGACGAGCGACUUAGAACCAUCAGAGAUCGUUAUAAACUGUCCAUGUCUUAUCUCACUUCUCCGGACGAUACUCCCACUGGCGCCGGCAAAACCAAGGUUGAUACCUAUGUACAGAAACAGUCUGCAUGGGCCGAGCAAGUUGCGGCCUAUGCCCAUGCUCAGAGCGCUGCAUUGAAGGAUUUCAGCGUUCCAGGGGCUUCACCUUCACAGCAAAAGGAGGCGAGGGAGAAGUACAUGCAGUGGUUACAAGAGCAUGCGCGCAAUUUCAAGAACAACAUACAAACCAAGUACAUGGACUGGGUAGUUCACGGCUAUAAGUUCUUGGUUGAUUUCCAUUUUGGAGUUGUCGACAUUUCGUCUGGCAUGAAACGCAUCGAAAACAGCAAGGAGGCGUACCGCAAUCUCACAAUCAUUGCUUCGGACGGCUCGAGCGAAUACAACGGGGUUGUGCUUACCCCAAGCACCUGGGCAAAAGAAGUGGCCCUCAAGGUGCUCAAUUGGAAGGCCAACAAUCACGGGCCUAGCAUUGCUGAAGUUCGCGCUGAGCUUCGCCGCCUGCAAAACCUGCUUGCCUCCCACCAGACCCUCCAAGAGGCAAUUGAAGGAAACAAAUUCGUCCCUGUCUUCGAAGCCAACAAGGAAGCAGACCCGAAGGGCCUGAAGGCAGCAUAUCUCGAUGUGUAUGCUGCCAUGGAUGUCCAGAACGGCGGAGCCCAGGACAGCGAAAAGUCAGGUGACAACGUUCUUGACGCACUGGUAAAAGCGCAGAAGAAACAUACAGAAGACAGCUUGAACCGAGAUAACGCAACCGUACGGAGUAAUAGUGAUCUGAGCAAAGGUGCUGCCCUUGGAUGGUUGAAAACCAGAAUCGACCAGUUGAAGACAGAAAUCGACGAGCUCAAGACUAGACUGAGCAUGCCCAUUGCAACACCCGAGCCGAACCAGCUUCCAGGAAAGCUUCUUGACUUACCUGUGGUAGGUGGGGAUGGCAUUCAGGUAACAGGAGACCAAAUUGCCAUUGAUCCAUACAUCAAUUCGAGCGACAAGAAGCCAAACAGCUUUAAUUUGGCGGACGAAAACACAUGGAGAAAUGCGCCAGAACACCAGCCUGACCCAUGGACCAAGGUGUCUUGCAAGGUAUCGAGUAAAUCUAGUCUUUCAGAGACUAAGACUUCCCAGUCAGCUUCGGCAGUUGCAGCGAAGGCUGGCUGGGGGCUGUGGAGCGUUUCAGGCGGUGGAAGUCACAGCUCAAGCAGCGCAGACGCAAUGCAGUCAAUGUCGAAUCUCGACGUUGAAGUCAGUAUGAGUUGCAUGGUCGUGGAGAUUGAGCGUCCUUGGCUUCAUGCAGAGCUCUUUGCAGAUGCAGAGCUGGACUCUGGAAAAUUUGACAUCUCGCCUGGAGAAGAUGAGUUGAAGAAGCAUUUUGAAGAGGGGACGAAUCCGAAGGGAGAGUAUCAGCAAUUCUCUUCGUACCCGACCGCCUUCGUCUUGGCAGCAGAUAUCGAACUGAACUUCUCUGGUGAUACGACCAAGCUCGAAAGUGCUGUCCCGGCGUCUUCCACGACAGUCAACGCAUCCGUUGGAUGGGGUCCGUUCGCUGUGUCUGGAUCUCACAGCUCAUCGAAGUCGCAGUCACGCACCAAGAUGGAAUCUACAGCCAACGGAUGCAAGAUCUCGGUCGAAGCGCCGCAGAUAGUAGGAUGGGUUCAGACUUUGCUUCCACGACUCCCGAAGCCCGUCAAAGGGGUUAGCACUAUGACGGGAUUGUUUACUUGAUCACAAUUGCAGGAAUACGAGGCCGUACACAGAGCCGAGCUGAGUAGCGAUGCUUUAGUUUUGAUUGUAGCAAGGCUGGGACUGUUCGGCGUUUACAAGGGACAUAGACGUUCCCUGACUUCAUUGUAACCACAGAUUGACAACACUAAUAGGAUACUGAAAUUAACAUAAAUUCUCACAAAA